AUGAGUUGGAGUUUCCUGACUAGCCUGCUGGAAGAAAUCCACAACCACUCCACGUUUGUGGGCAAGGUCUGGCUCACCGUCCUCAUCGUUUUCCGCAUUGUGCUGACAGCUGUAGGAGGAGAGUCCAUCUACCACGAUGAGCAGAGCAAUUUUGUCUGCAACACAGCUCAGCCGGGUUGUGAGAACGUCUGCUACAACGCCUUCGCUCCACUGUCACACGUCCGCUUCUGGGUCUUCCAAAUCAUUCUGGUGACCACACCUUCUCUCAUGUACCUGGGCUACGCUGUCAACAAGAUUGCUCGGACAGUGGAGCGGGCAGAUGGUCGGGGAGUGAGUGGAUUUUCACGGAGGAAAUCCAAGAAGCGCUGUCUUGCAGCCAGAAAGCAGCACAGGGGCAUUGAAGAGGCUGAGGAUGACCAUGAGGAAGAUCCAGUGAUCUAUGGAAAGGGUGAGGUGGAGCGCGAUGGUGGUGGAGCAGCAAAAGGGGGAAGUGGUGAUGGACAAGUCAAAGCGCGGCAUGAUGGGCGCCAGCGGAUCAAAGAAGAUGGACUGAUGCGCAUUUAUGUGCUUCAGCUCUUGGCUCGCUCCUCGCUGGAGGUGGCUUUCUUGUGUGGACAGUAUUUGCUUUAUGGAUUUGCAGUAUCUCCCACUUACGUGUGCAAAGUCCUGCCCUGCCCUAACAGCGUGGACUGCUUUGUGUCACGACCCACUGAGAAAACAAUCUUUCUCCGCAUCAUGUACGCAGUCUCCCUGCUCUGUCUGGCACUCAGUAUAUGGGAGAUGCUUCACUUGGGCAUAGGUACCAUCUGUGACAUCGUACACUCCCGCCGGGUGCAGCUCCCUGACCAAGACUUGUACGGACUGACACGGGGACAAAGAGCUCCUAGAGAGGCAGGACUGAUCAAAGUGGAACACAGAAGCUACCCUCAUUCUUGGAAUGCACCAUCAGCCCCACCUGCGUACAACAUUGCCAUCAAGCCUCCUCCGGUGUCUACAGGGAACCAUGACAAACCACUGCCCGUUACUGAUCUCGCUAAUGCUAAGGUGGCACGCCGGCAGAACCGUGUGAACAUUGCACAAAAGCAGCGUCAGCAGGACACCAAUAAUCAUGACAACUUGGGCAGAGUGAGGAUGGGAGACGCCCCCAAAGUUGUUCAGAGGGACGUCCAUCAGCCUCAGAACAUGCUGGAAAUGCACAGUCAGGCCUACAGCCAGCUUCAGAGCCACAGUCAUAACCACAGCAAGCCAACCCAGGAAUACCGCAAAUACCGGCAGGCCUCGAAACACGCCGAGUGGAUCUGA
Messenger RNA from Toxotes jaculatrix (banded archerfish), 1302 nucleotides. RefSeq names its product gap junction gamma-1 protein-like. NCBI's taxonomy places the organism in Eukaryota, Metazoa, Chordata, Actinopteri, Toxotidae. Bases 1 to 1302 code for a protein of 433 amino acids. Gene Ontology annotation, biological process: cell communication. Gene Ontology annotation, cellular component: connexin complex. The transcript has a single exon. The record is from RefSeq and is a predicted model, not a curated record.